UCUCUUAGUUCAUGGUUUAUAGGUCCUAUGGUUAUACCUAUCUCACAGAUAUAUAAAAAUAUAAAAUAGUUUUAUAAAUCUGUGACCUAUCUAUUUUGUCACAUAUUUACCCAUCGUGUUUUUGAUACAAAUCGCCCACACGAAUUUUCAAUUUUUUUUUUUGAAACCCACGUAUUACCAGUCAGUUAAGAACGAUGGUGCAAAAAUGAAUUGGUGGAAAUCAUUAUUUCGGGACGUUAUCACAAUUCGUCUUUAUGGAUAAGCCUUUACUGACUGCUCCAGUGAUAGCCCGUUUCACUGGAAGUGCUGCAGCUGUUAAGAGUGGAAAAAAUUAUGCUAGUCAUUGGAGAACAGAACGUAUUGUUUCUAUAGCACUUAUGGGAUUGUUUCCUGCCUCAGUAUUAUAUUCAUCACCAAUAGUUGACACUUUAUUGGCAGGAAGCAUCAGUCUCCAUGUUUACUGGGGACUUGAAGCAUUGGUAGUUGACUAUUUACGUGUACCAGUUGUAGGACAGCUGGCUAACAAAGCUGGACAUGCAGCUAUUACUCUUCUUGCAAUUGUCACCUUGGCUGGAUUUAUGAAAGUCAUUUUUGUUGGUGAUGGACUUGGCAAUGCCAUUGUUACACUUUGGAAAUUGUAAUAUUACUUAAUGUGUUUUUAAUGUAGUAGUGUAACAUGUAAAUAUUUUGUUGAAUAAAAUCAUAAUUUUAUCUAUUUA
This is a messenger RNA of Metopolophium dirhodum (rose-grain aphid), 719 nucleotides long. Its product is annotated as succinate dehydrogenase [ubiquinone] cytochrome b small subunit, mitochondrial-like. The record is from RefSeq and is a predicted model, not a curated record. Gene Ontology annotation, molecular function: heme binding; ubiquinone binding. The transcript has 3 exons. Gene Ontology annotation, biological process: tricarboxylic acid cycle; mitochondrial electron transport, succinate to ubiquinone. The coding region runs from base 255 to 641 and encodes 128 amino acids. NCBI's taxonomy places the organism in Eukaryota, Metazoa, Arthropoda, Insecta, Hemiptera, Aphididae. Gene Ontology annotation, cellular component: membrane; mitochondrial envelope.